This is a messenger RNA of Antechinus flavipes (yellow-footed antechinus), 3548 nucleotides long. It is a transcript of the gene B4GALT4, whose product is annotated as beta-1,4-galactosyltransferase 4. The transcript is spliced from 7 exons. Gene Ontology annotation, molecular function: glycosyltransferase activity. Gene Ontology annotation, biological process: carbohydrate metabolic process. Lineage: Eukaryota; Metazoa; Chordata; Mammalia; Dasyuromorphia; Dasyuridae. The record is from RefSeq and is a predicted model, not a curated record. The coding region runs from base 250 to 1272 and encodes 340 amino acids.
GGCGGGGUCCCAGAUAGAGCUGCCCCCGCUUCUCCGCCUCCCGACUUCCCCUGACGGCCCCUGGCUCCAGCCAAGGGAGUCGUUGCAACCUCCGCCUGAAAUUAUUGGAACAGAACAAUGGAAAAAGAAUUUUCAUUGCUGCACCUGUUGACGUACAACUUGUGAUUGGAUCGUGAAGUUUUUUUUUAGGCUAUUUUCCCCCUGCCUCAUGCGUGGCAGUGAAGAACAUUUUAUCCCUCUAAUAAUAAGAUGGGUAUAAACUUGACUAUUCAACUUUCCUAUAAAUUCAGACUGUUGCUGCUCUUUGCAUUAUGCAUGAUGGUGAUUGGAUGGGCUACCUCAAGCUACCUGGUUGCUGCCAUCCAAGAGAUUCCUAAAGUAAAGAUUUUCAACAGGACCACAAUUUGGAGGACGGAGUUAGCUUCAUCUAAUAAGGCUUCCAUGACAAAAUCAAAAUUGAAAAAGUGUCCUCUUUUGUCUCCCCACUUGAGAGGAACCAGCAAACUCAUUUUCAAAUCAAAUCUCUCAUGGGGAGAAGUACAGACAGAGAAUCCUAAAGUUCAGAAAGGCCGUUACCACCCAGAAGAUUGUAUGGCUUUACAACGGGUUGCCAUCCUAAUUCCACAUCGGAAUAGAGAGAAGCAUUUAUUAUACCUGCUGAAACAUCUCCAUCCAUUCUUGCAGAGACAGCAAUUGGAUUAUGGCAUCUAUGUCAUUCAUCAGGCUGGAGAUGACAAAUUUAACAGAGCCAGACUCCUGAAUGUUGGCUACCUAGAAGCCCUUAAGGAAGAAAAUUGGGAUUGUUUUAUAUUCCAUGAUGUAGAUCUGAUACCAGAGAAUGACCUAAACCUCUAUAUGUGUGAUGCUCAUCCAAAACACCUGGUGGUUGGCAGAAACAGCACUGGCUACAGAUUGCGUUAUAAGGGAUAUUUUGGAGGUGUUUCUGCUCUAACAAGAGACCAGUUUUACAUGGUGAAUGGAUUCUCCAACAACUAUUGGGGCUGGGGUGGAGAAGAUGAUGACCUCAGAAUCAGGGUGGAGAUACACGGGAUGAAAAUAUCUCGGCCACCUCCUUCUAUAGCCAAAUACACAAUGAUCUUCCAUACCAGAGAUAAGGGCAAUGAGGAAAACUCAGAAAGGAUGAAGCUAUUAAAGCAGGUGUCACGAGUGUGGCAAACAGAUGGACUGAACUCUUGUUCCUAUAACCUGCUGUCUGUGAAACACAAUCCUUUAUAUAUCAACAUCACAGUGAAUUUUCUUGUGACUUCAUAAUCCUACAUUAUGGGGAAAGAUAGAAUGUCCAGUUGUAGUAGUUAUUGAAUGUCUGGAAAUGGUGAACUUGACAUUCCCCCCAACCCUUUUUGCCUCUUUCACCAAGGAGUGGACACAAUGAAAAGCUGUGACUAGUUUGAAUUUUUCCUUCCUGUUUUUCUGAAAAGCAUUGUUGAUGAUGUGGAGGGAAUAAGGUUAUUGGAACAGGAAAGUUUCCUUACAGAUGAGCAUAUGCAAGAAUGAGAAGGUCCUUUGUAGCACAGUAAGAGCUGUUCAGGAGCAUUUCUUGAAAGUGAAUUGUCAGGGCCAGUUAAGUGGCUCAAUUGAUUGAGCACUGGCCCUAGAGUCAGGAGGACUCAAGUUCAAAUUCAAUUUCAAACACAUGACUGUUCUUGGGAACAACAGAAAGGUAGAUAAGUACCCUUAGGUGAGACCGAUUUAAAGAUCUCUAAGGGGAAGAACAUCAGGUAGAGGAGUAAGGAGAAACAAAGGUACUAGAGAGGGAAAAUAUUACAGAUGUCCCUGGGAUAGAAAUGAGUAGCUGAGCAAAGGUACAGGACAGCCUAUUUGAGAAAGAGGUGGCAGUAGGGAAAAUGGGGUACAGUUCCUCCACAUAUAUCCUACCUCACAUACCUAUUCUCCUCUUCUGCCUCUCUGGGGUGCAGAUGAGUCAAACAAGGUAGCACUCCAAGUAGACUGAGACAAUCCUACUGAAGAGGAAAUUUUUAAAAAAAUCAACUCUUCAUUUCCUUCUGCUAUCUCCCUUUCAUACAUACUCUUGCCACCUCAUUAUCUGAAUUUUUUUUUUAUUACUCAGAUCAUUUCCCUUUCUCUUUAGUUUAUUAGUUCAUUUUUUCUGGACUAGUAGCUAUUCCUAAUUUUGAGUUUUUUUUUCCUGAUUUUGUUCUGUAAUUGCUUAGCUCUGUGCAUUUUCCCAGGCCUUCUCUAAUGGACUCCAUACACAUUUCCAUUUAUUGAAAUCCUUUCCCCUCUAGGGCCUCAUUCAAAUGCUACCUCUUGCAAAAAAAGAAACAUUCUGCUGCUGCUCAUCAGCUGAAAGUCAUUUCUCCCUUAUAUUUUCAGAACACUUUGCCUGAUCUCUUUUGCUCUUUUCCCAUUCUAAUGGCAUUACAUUUAGAGGCACAGAAUCUUUGUUUCAAGCUUAUAUAAGCUGUGCAACCUUAAUCAGAUCACACUUUCAUUUAAAUGAGAGUUUCGAUUUUUCUUCUUUGUUCUUCUUCUUUUUUUUUUUAAUAAUAGUUUGUUUCAAAAUACAUGCAUAGUUUUAAACAUUCACCCUUGCAAAAUCUUAUGAUCCAAAUUUUUUCUCCCUUUUUCCCCCCACUCUUCCCCUAGGCAGUAAGUAAUCCAAUAUAUGUUAAACUUGUGCAAUUCUUCUAUAGAUAUUUCCACAUUUAUCACCUGCACAAGACAAACCAGAUCAAAAAGGAAAAAAAAUGAGAGUAAAAAAAAAGAAAGAGAAUAACAACAACAAAAAAGGUGAAAAUACUAUGUUGUGAUCUACACUCAGUCCCCAUAGUCCUCUUUCUGGAUGCAGUUGACUCUCUCCAUCACAAAUCUAUUGGGAUUGGCUUCAAUCACCUCAUUGUGGAAAAGAACCACGUCCAUCAAGAAUUGAUUGUCACAUAAUCUUGUUGCUGUGUACAGUGAUCUUCUGCUUCUACUCAUUUCACUCAGCAUCAGUUUGUGUAAGUUUCUCCAGGCCUCUCUGAAAUCAUCCUGCUGGUCAUUUCUUACAGAACUAUAAUAUUCCAUAAUAUUAAUAUACCACAAUUUACUCAGUGAUUCUUCAAUUGAUGAGCAACAACAGUGAUGUUGUUACAAAAAGGACUACCAAGAACAUUUUUGCACAUGUGGGUUUCUUUCACUCUUUUAUGAUCUCUUUGGGGUAUAAGCCCCAUAGAAACACUGCUGGGUCAAAGGGUUUGCACAGUUUGAUAGCCCUUUGGGCACAGUUCCAAAUUGCUCACCAACUGCUCCCCAGAGAUAUUGGUGUUCCAUCAAUCCUGCUUUACUCAGUGUUUUCCCACAUCCCCUCCAAUAUUCCUUUCUUUUCCUAUCACCUUAGAAUGACUUGUAUUCAUAUAAAUUUGAGUCAGUUCUCUAUGUAUUUAAAAAUGAGGCCUUUAUUAGAAUCUUUGGAUGUGAAAAAAAAAUUUCCCCCCGUUUUCUACUUCUACUCUUGUCUACAUUGGUUUUGUUUGAAGAAAAAAACUUUUUAACUUAAUAAAAAUUAUCCAUUUUGCAUUUUAUAA